Orussus abietinus is the source of this 1024-nucleotide messenger RNA. RefSeq lists its product as uncharacterized. The coding region runs from base 26 to 367 and encodes 113 amino acids. The transcript is spliced from 3 exons. The record is from RefSeq and is a predicted model, not a curated record. Lineage: Eukaryota; Metazoa; Arthropoda; Insecta; Hymenoptera; Orussidae.
GUCUUUCCGUGCCCGGUAAUUCGACAUGAUCACCGCAAAGAUCACUGUUCUCAUUGGACUGAUUUUCGUCCUCGGACAUGCAUCUGCAAUGCCAGAUAGCGCGGGCAUUGUGGAAAUGAGAAAUGGUCUUGCAUACGGUGGUAUACCCUAUGGAAGUGUAUCCGGCAUGGUGUAUGGAUUUGAAAAACCCGCGGGGGUGCAACUAUAUCCAGGUGUGACGGCAACAGGAACUCGAGUUGUGAUAACGCCAAAUUUGAGAGCUGCAGGUGUAGAAGCACGAUCUCGGGGUCCAGUACAAAUUUACAAUUUACCAGGGGUCGUGGCCCCUGGUGUUGUCGGAACAAUCAGUCAAAUUGGUUACAAAUAAGUUAGAGAUUAAGCCAACCUCAGUAUUUAUUUCUAAUGCCAACAACUAUUCUAAUGCCAACUACCGAUGACUGACUAUCGAUAAGCUAUCGUCUGUUUAAGGAAGAGGUUUCUUACCGUAGGUCAUGGCCUACGGGGUAUAAAUAGUGCUUCAAAUGUUAAUAUGGGGGAGAAAAUUCAAACCUAAGUACUGCGAUAACAUAAAGAGAAAUGCAUAUAUCUUGAAUUUGUUAUAAGUAAUCAGACGAAAUGGUCUAAGGAUCUUUACUAUUAGGUAUGUCUACAAAAAUUGUUCGGGUACAUUUGUGAUGAUUAGUAGCAUCGAUUGUUUAUAGUGCCUCGUCCAUCUUCGCUAUGUUCACGCAUGUUAGUCGCAUUGAUUGUAUAUCGAUGAAGUAACAAAAGGUUUUAAAAAUAAUUACAACGCAUUAUCGGUCUUCUGUCGGGCUCUUGCCAUUGUUGAUAUCAGUUAAUGAUCGAUGAUUAUCGGUAAAUUGUCGAUAGUUAGUCGUCAAUGUCGAUACGCGUGCCUCGGUUAGCGAAGCAUCAAACUACUACUUUUUAUCCAUGUUUGUUAUUGGAUAAUGGAAUCGUGUUAACAAUUGUAUUCCCCGUCAUCGAUGACGGGAUCUUCGAGGAUGUACAGUACACAAGCGGC